AUGCUACGAAUUGAUACUUCCAUGUCAUCUGUUGCCUCCUCUGUUAAUUCUUCUUCCUCGUUGUCAUCAUCGAGCAUCAUUUCUCGGUCGAGAUCCAAUUCCAUAGGACGAGUAACAAAUGUUCCGAUGAAACCUUCAUCACCCUCUUACAAUGGCGGAGGAGAAAACACACCUACAGCCACCUUCCAUCAUAUAUCGUCCAACAGAAAACAAAGUAUACACCGGUUUAGGUUUUUACAGGGCUUUCCAGUCACUGCACUGGUUGUAGUGAAUGGUAUUAGAGGACAACAAAUUAGUUUUAUGUAUCCGACGGAUGAACAUUUAAUAUUUCAACAACAAAGCAUGGUGCAAAAUGAUCCUCACUCUAUAACAACUUCCGAUACAAUUACCAACCCAUCUUCUAGUAAUGUAAAUACAAACAAUUUAAAUUCAUCAGAACAAGCACAACAAACGUUAGGAAAUUCAACAACCAAUACAAUUAAUAGUAGCGGAACCUCUAGUGUAGCGAUAGGAAAUACAGGAAAUAUUUCUGGUGUCGGAACCGCAAAUUCAUCACAGCAUCUCGUAUCGCAUCCACAAGUGGUUGAUAAAUAUGAAGACGCUUUUGGACUGAAUAGUGCUGCCCUUUCGUACUUGCUUUGUCCCCCAAAAAGUAAUAUUAUUGACAAAUCUAUGACCUUAAUUAUUGAUAAUUUAUUAUUUCUCUCAAGACCUGCUUCAAUUUUGGUUCGGAAAGUUAAUCAGCUAACAGAUUUUAGUGUGACAAAUCCGAUGAAUUUAGUUUCAGCAGGAGGUGAUUAUACUCAUUUUACAAUUGCCUUUGUUUUUCCAAAUCAUGUUAUGGAAGAUUAUAACGAAAGUGUAUUUUGUCAUCUUUUAACACUUUUAAUGAAAUCCUAUGUAAGAGAGCAACAACGUUGUGGAUACGUGUUAGAUCAAUUAAAUUUACUUGGAAAAUUAAAGGAUCAAGGAAAGAAUUGGAGAGACCUAGUUCUAAAAGCUUGUGAGUCAAGUCAGCUUGCUAAAGAAAUUAUCACUGUCGUGGAUGCCAUAAGAUCUGCAUCUCCUCUUCAACUACGAGUGAAUGGAUGGAUAGAAUUGGGAUAUAGAAUCCCAAAAAGAAUUCAUCAUAUACAAGAGAGAAAAUUAUAUAAUCUGUAUGACAUUCUUUCUAAGAACAAACCUUUUCAAGCAAAUACUUCUAAACGUUGCGAAGGCGUAAAACCAUACAAUUCAUGUAUUUUUGUGAAUGAUUUCCCCAAGUUGAAAAUACCAGUGGACGGUCUUCAAGAAUUACAAGGAAACGAUUCCAUUUUAAGGUUAUUUAACAAUGCUACAAAAACCAUAGGGGAGAUUGCCAAAGAUGCCAACUUGAGCUUAAAUUUUGUGUUGUCACUUGUACAACAUUUGGUGGAUUGGGGUGUUGUGAGAAUUAUUCCUAAAAUAAGUUAUAGUACAUUACUCGCAAUUAAUGAAAAUCCUGAUAAUAAUGACGAGGGAAGGUGUCCCAAGAAUGAUUGGUUUCCACCUCCAGAUCAUGUUAUUCAUGAAUUUUCAAAAAAAUUUCCUCAAUUUCCAAACUUGAUAGAAGUUUUGAAGAUAUUUUCGACUGUCAGAUCUUGCAAAGCACAUAUUGAAAACAUUUCUAAAAUUCAAUAUGCUUUGUCAGGAAAGUCGAAUCCAUACAUUGAACACUCUCCAACAACGUAUUUUCCAUCCGAGCUUAAAACAAAUAUUAUUAAUAGUGGAAAGAAAAAAGCUUCAAAUGGUUCCUCGGUACCUGCAAUUUCAUAUUCUGAACAAUAUAUGAUGUGUAUUAUAUGGCUUCUAAGAAAGGGCUAUAUUAAGGUGUGUAACACCUAUUAUCAACUUGUAAUACCUCACCAAACCGUUCAAGGUGCAAGCAAAUAUAUGAGACCAACGAUGACAAGAGAUCCAAUUUCACCUUCGACUCCUCCUUCUCAUAUCACAUUUUCUCCACCUCCUUCAAGAGAGGUCGAUAUGACACACGAGCCAUCCAUGAACGACGAAACAUCAAGCGUGGCUAGUAGCGAAAGCAGCAGCCCAAGAUCAUUCUCCUUCAAAAAGUACAUGAAUGUCAAGAUCGAUACGCAAUCAAGCCCCUCCAACGAAGCCAUCUCAGAAUCUAAUAUACCACGAACACUCUCUGUUUAUGAAAUGGAAUACAUUAAGAGAUUAUGCGAUGAUCCUCACAUGCUUGAACUGUUCAAGAAAUUGCAUGUGUAUUUUAAUGGCGGUUACUCUGAAAGAGAAAUCAUUCAUCAGAAUAAUAUUUCCAGGGAUGAUUUUAAGAAAGUGAUAAAAGCAUUUGGAGAUGUUAUACUGAGUUACACAAUUUAA
Messenger RNA from Naegleria fowleri, 2361 nucleotides. RefSeq lists its product as uncharacterized. Gene Ontology annotation, cellular component: GATOR1 complex. Bases 1 to 2361 code for a protein of 786 amino acids. Lineage: Eukaryota; Heterolobosea; Eutetramitea; Acrasida; Naegleriidae. Gene Ontology annotation, biological process: negative regulation of TORC1 signaling; cellular response to amino acid starvation; positive regulation of autophagy. The record is from RefSeq and is a predicted model, not a curated record. The transcript has a single exon.